AUGACGCUGUGUAAAUUGGAAGCAGCCGAAAUGCGCCUGACACGCUGGGGCGCGGCAUUAGGAAUCGACGGGCCCGACGCGAAGCUCGUCAUUGAAGGCGAUUCCGACGAAGAAAAAGUCAAUAAGGCGUACCACUGGCUAAACGAGAUCAAGAGAGCUUUUGACUCUGCGAUGGAGACAUCGCUUAGGUUUACAACUACGGCCAAGCCUGAGAAACUCCAACUUCUUGAGAACGGGGAGCAAAUCCGUAAGGGAAGUAAUGCUCUUCAGAAGCUGCACGAAAAAAUGCGCAAUAUCAGUGAUGAGCGUGUGAAGCCCCGAAAGCGAGACCGAGUCUCAUGGGCGCUGUACCGGAAGGGAAACUACGAGAAUUUAGUCGAAAAUAUCUCCAUGCUGACAAGCAAGCUGGUGGAGCUGUUCCCAUCGGCAGUUGACGCCCAGAAACGGUUAUGUCAAGGCGAGAUUAGAGAGAUAGAACCGGAAAGCCUCGAUCUUCUAGGAAACGCUAUCGGAGAGGAAGAUGAAAUCUUCAAACAGGCGGUAAAGGUCGAGCUUGCAAAGGGACCUAAUCUAUUCACAAACAUCGCAGUGACGGAUCAUUUUAGGGGCCAUUUCGGUAAUAAUAUCGCGGCGGGGGAGGCUUCAGCUGCAAGAGCUGCUGGCGGCAACGCUGUGGCGCAUUUCGGGAGCAAUAUCGGGAAGUACAAGGGGAAGACAGUGUUUGACACUUCUCAAUAA
Messenger RNA from Talaromyces stipitatus ATCC 10500, 738 nucleotides. RefSeq lists its product as uncharacterized. Bases 1 to 738 code for a protein of 245 amino acids. NCBI's taxonomy places the organism in Eukaryota, Fungi, Ascomycota, Eurotiomycetes, Eurotiales, Trichocomaceae. The record is from RefSeq and is a predicted model, not a curated record. The transcript is spliced from 2 exons.